UGAUCGUUUUCUGAUAUGUCUUUUUCUUCUAGUUACGACUUCACACCGCUGGACUCCUCAGCAGUGUAUGUGCUCAGCAGCAUGGCUCGCCAGCGUCGCGCUUCUCUGUCGUGCGGAGGAUCAAACAAUCAAGAUGCCGAAAGAUCAGAAUGCAGUUCUAAAAACUGUGCAGCUACUGCGGCAUCGCAUCUUUCCUCCACUGCUUUGUACGGCAAAGCUGGCAAAAGCCACGGCUCAGGGACUGCAAGUACUGUGAGUGCCACUUCUCCAAACAAGUGCAAAAGACCAAUGAAUGCCUUCAUGCUUUUUGCCAAAAAAUACAGAGUUGAAUAUACUCAGAUGUAUCCAGGGAAAGACAACAGAGCCAUAAGUGUGAUACUUGGUGACAGGUGGAAGAAAAUGAAGAAUGAGGAGAGGCGGAUGUACACGCUAGAAGCCAAGGCCUUGGCAGAAGAACAGAAACGUUUAAAUCCUGAUUGUUGGAAACGAAAACGAACAAAUUCUGGCUCACAACAGCACUAAGCUGGGAUUCUGCCCACAAUGAUGACAAAAUGGCUGUUGCUUGAUGGCAAGAAGAUGUGAGAUCAAGAUCUAUUUGUUGUGAGUUUGUGUGACCAUAAAAUGCUGGCACCAUCAAGUCAGAAACGAUGUAAUAGGAGUGCGGAUUGCUUUUUACAAUAGAACAUUAAGUAAGCUAAAACUAUCAACAUUUUAAACCAAAUUGCCUUAUUUCUCUUCCAAACUUCAUAUAUGUAUCAGGUAAUAUAGGCUUGAAAAUGGAUAUCCUGUGGUGCUAAAGUACUUCAGAAAGAGGCGAAGGAGAUGUGUAUAAAUGUUUAUUUUUAAAAGAAAAUGUACAAAAAGGGGAAUUUUAAAAUAUGUAACAGCUGUUUAUAUACAUCGAUUCUUAUUGCUGAUUUAUAUGUAUUGCACAACCAUAUUAUUAAUUACGAUUCUGGGGGCUGGGAUUUUAUGAAAUGGCAAGCAGUGUAUUACCAGUAGCCUCCCAGUCUGCCCAGAUGCCAACAAGUUAGCAGGACGUGUGGGAAGUGGAGAGCACAGAGAGCUGUGGCACGGGAGCUGCUUCUUGGGUCGCCACCUAUCGCAUCUGUAUCCGCAGUGAGAUGCUCACACCAGCUGGCAGUAGCAGAGCCCUCACUUCCACCAGAACCAAGGGCUUGGGCCAGGGCAAAACGAAUAAACAGCGUUAUCUCAAGAAAAAAUGGUGCUGUUGACGUUGUCACCAUCAUAGUUUUAACUUUGUGUUUGGUCUUUGCCACGUAUUCUGCAAUAUUUUAUUUUGCCAAUAAGACCUCUUCAUGGUGGGGGCAAACUUUGCACUUAACUAUACGUGCAACACUUGCACUUUACUUUUUUUUUCCUCCUCCAACUGUCUGACUUAGAGCGGCUGCAGUAGGAUUACAAUUGCUUCUGCUGUGAACUACAAUCAUGGCUUUUCAUGUACUAAACAGCUGUGUGUUUCUUUUUUUUUUUUUU
This is a messenger RNA of Meleagris gallopavo (turkey), 1497 nucleotides long. NCBI's taxonomy places the organism in Eukaryota, Metazoa, Chordata, Aves, Galliformes, Phasianidae. The record is from RefSeq and is a predicted model, not a curated record.